ACGUGGUGCCAGUUUGUAGAAGUGAAAGAAACUGUGCGCGCGCGUCUAUUACGUCCCAUCCUCGUUUCUUCGCUGGCAAACGUGACCAUCCUUUUUCUUCACCUGUGUACCCACUUUCCGAGGCUGGGGUUGCCACGAAUUCGUCUGAUCUAGCGUGAGUCGACAACAAAUAGUCGCCUAGAGAAGGUAAAACAGAAAUAAUUCUAUCAUUUUGCACUUCGUACACGUAAGGAACCGAAUUAUAGUCACCUGUUGGUCCGUCACGUCAUGUCGUUUAUACCAACUGGAGAAAGUGUUUAGCCUUCAGUCGCCUUUUGUACCGUCAACCUAUCACAAGUAGCUUCAGUCUCGUUUCGGUCUUUGUUGACUAACCAUCGCCUAAAAGUAAAUAAAACAAAGUAUCGUAGGGAGUUAAAGAGAUUAUCGUCGUUAGCAAUAUUGUAUAAAAUCGAGUAAACCAGUGAGGAAAAGCAGAACUGGGAUUUUGUGAAAAUCAUACCAUGCCAUGGUCGUAACAUAUUAUCGCUAUCAUAUUUGUUUACGAGAAAUAUAACAGUCCAAUAAUUUAGACAACAACCUCCUAUCAUUUUGUUCGGAACUAUAAAACGAGAUAAUUACUUCAAAGGGAAAUGCUACAAGUUGUAUUCUGGCUAUUCGUCAUUGUGCUGGUGUUGUGGUCGUUUUCAAAUUCUGCAAGCAGAAUUUGUGGCGCGCUAUGGGAGAUCCUCGUGCCGAUAAUUAAUUCGAAACCAGUCGAUCUACGAGCAAAGUUCGGCGAUUGGGCAGUCGUAACCGGGUCCACCGAUGGGAUUGGCAAAGCUUACGCAAAAGAGUUGGCUGCAAAAGGAAUAAACCUGGUGCUAAUCAGUCGUACUCUAGAGAAAUUGGAGAAAACAAAAAAUGAAAUUAUGGAAGAGAAUCCGACGAUCAAAAUAGAGGUGAUCGUGGCGGAUUUCAGCAAAGGCAAAGAAAUUUUUGAGGAGCUUGCAAAACAACUGAAAGAUAUUCCAAUUGGUAUUUUAGUAAACAACGUAGGUAUGCAGUAUAGUUAUCCGAUGUAUGUUGGAGAAGUCCCAGAAGACACAUUAUGGGAUAUCAUCAAUGUCAACGUUGGAGCUACUACAUUAAUGACACGAAUAGUCAUCGGACAAAUGCAAAAACGUGGAAAAGGCGCUAUCGUUAACAUAUCAUCCGGUUCGGAAUUUCAACCAUUGCCAUUAAUGACCGUGUACGCAGCAACAAAGAUUUACAUCAAAAGCUUUUCUGAGGCGCUCAGAGCCGAAUAUUCCAAAUGUGGAAUAACUGUACAGCAUUUGACCCCGUUUUUCGUAAAUACAAAGAUAAACGCGUUCAGCGAUCGAUUACAGGUAUCUAGUAUUUUUAUUCCCAGUACGACGACAUAUGCCAAAAAUGCGAUUAACACGCUUGGAAAGACAAAUUCCAGUACAGGCUAUUGGAACCACGGGAUUCAGAAGAUCAUUGUACUACUUUUACCGGUACAAAUAAGAAUAAUAUUUGGAAUGUUUAUGAAUAAGACUUUAAGGAAUGACUAUUUCAAGCAGAAAAGAAGUAACUAACCACCAGACAACGUGUAGUUGUCAAAGAGUUGUCAAGAGUAUAUGUAUAUUUGAUAAUUGUUACGAAGUUGAGUCCUAAUAUACAUAGAUAUACGAUGUACAAGAUGUACGAAGUGCAAAGAAAUAUCAUUAUUUCAUGUAUUUGAUAUGAUUUCUUAUUAAUUACUUGACUAAUCACAUAGAGGAAUAUGAAAUUCAUUGUCAAGGAUUAAAAUUCCCGCGUAUUUCGAAACAACCACUCAUAAAUGUGUUUUAGAAAGUAUGAUUACAUAAUAAAUGUUUUUUAUCAAA
Molecule: messenger RNA, 1868 nt
Organism: Bombus huntii
Lineage: Eukaryota; Metazoa; Arthropoda; Insecta; Hymenoptera; Apidae
Product: inactive hydroxysteroid dehydrogenase-like protein 1
Exons: 6
Coding region: 630-1577 (315 amino acids)
Cellular component (GO): endoplasmic reticulum
Molecular function (GO): oxidoreductase activity
Source: RefSeq, a predicted model, not a curated record